UUCGAAAAACAGUUGAGGGGAAAGAACGAAACCAAAGGCGGUUGGGCAUUCUCCUCCUCCAUGGACGCGUUGAGCAGAGGUGGAGUGGGGAGGCUUCCUUCCUCUCAGAGGCUGCUGCAGGCUGAGUCCCUCUCUCUCUUCGCAGAGGCCGUCCAUCUGGUUCUCUCCGGGUGGACCGCCCUGCGCCUCGCUGUCCACAACGAGUGGGGUGGUGGCAACUCCCGCCAGAAAUAUGAACAAUUGGUCCAAGACCUUGUCUCCUGGUUUAUUUCGUCAAAUGCUCCCAUUCAUAUAGACGAGUUGGAAAUGAUGCUUGAUGAGAAGAUGGUGCUUUGUUUCAAUACAGAAAUUGAAGAUGGUAGUGUUGAGGAGGUGGCGGAACAAUUAAUGACUAUACAUGAAGAUUGUCUUGAAGGGAAUUAUGACUCGGUGUCUAAGCUGAGGAAACCUUGCAAGGAAUGGCUGCAAACUUUUCAAAGCAAAGAGUUAAUUGACAGGAAUGCGGAUGGAAGUUCUGACGAGGAAUAUGAGCCGGCAUUAGAUGAUGAAUUGGAUCCGCUGCAAGAUGAGCCAGGAGAUGUUGGUAGAUGGCCUGUUAUUUUUGCAGGGUGAAAUAGUGAGUAGGCUGAAGGUCUCUCGAUAUCCUGUAUGUAUUUGCCUUACUGCAGUCUCAAGGCAUGCACGAUGCUUGAUGGAGGAUGGUUGUCUUCUCCAUCAAGUCAAGAUGAGUCUUCAGCGAAAGUGAAUUUGGCAGAGUUCAUGGCCUCAACUAUAGGGCGCACGAUUUUAGCCUCGUUUCACCAAACGAGAGUUUCCGCUUUUCUCUUCUUGUCUGUCGCAUUCUUUCGCUGUAUGCUUUCUCGUCCUUUUCAGGGAAGGGACCAACUUUCACCAGAAUCAUUGGGUUAAGGUACAUCCAACUGGUUUCGAAGGACAAUGGUAAUGAAUUUCUGCAGUUUAAUUUGCGAAGUU
Molecule: messenger RNA, 972 nt
Organism: Nymphaea colorata (pocket water lily)
Lineage: Eukaryota; Viridiplantae; Streptophyta; Magnoliopsida; Nymphaeales; Nymphaeaceae
Exons: 4
Coding region: 61-612 (183 amino acids)
Biological process (GO): maturation of SSU-rRNA from tricistronic rRNA transcript (SSU-rRNA, 5.8S rRNA, LSU-rRNA)
Cellular component (GO): nucleus
Source: RefSeq, a predicted model, not a curated record